AUGGAUAAUAUAGAAGCAUCAUCAAGCAUGACAGUAGUACGAGUUGAAGAUGAUGGAAAGAUGCACAACGAUGGAGAUGGCGGUGAAGAAGAUUUUUAUGUGUUGAAUGGUGAAAUGUAUGUGGGUGAUGGAGCUAUUGUGGAGGAGGUGCAGGUUGAGGGAGGUUCGAUAGUAGCAGUGACUCCUGAUGGAAGAGUUAGUGGUUGCAGGAUUGGAGAGGUUGGGAUAGUAAGUGAACCAUUUGUUGGGAUGGUUUUCCCAAGUUAUGAUGCGGUUGAAAGUUACUACAAGCAAUAUGCUAAACAAGAAGGGUUUGGGAUUGUGCGGGCUGCUCAAGCGUACUCCUCUAAAUUUGGAGAAGAGAAGAGAAGGCGGAGUGGUUCGUGGACGUGUGAGUGUUUUGGAAAAGCGGAUAGUCGGCAUAAUAGAGUUGGUAGAAGAGUUGUGAGUAAUGUUCAAUGUGAUGAAGGGCAUGUGAAUAAAUCAAAUAAGUGUGAAUGUCCGGUCAAUAUAUAUGCUAGUGUGAAUGAUAAUGGGGAGUGGGUGUUGAGGAAAGUAGUGGUUGAACACGAGAAUCAUGAUCCAACCCCAUCAAAAUCCUGUGCCAUUAGCAUUUAUCGAGAGGAGUUGUAUAAGCAUGUUAGGAGGAGAUUAUUCAAUGACUACAAUUCUGGAGUGAAGAUACCGCAGAUUCAUGGGUGCCUAGCUAGGGAGAGGAAUGGUGUGGAGAAUUGGGUUGUUACUGAGAGGGAUUUGCGAAAUGAGGUAAGUAAGGUUAAACGGUUGAAACUUAAGGAUGGUGAUGCAAAUGCGAUGCUUGCGUAUUUUCAAAAGAUGAGUGCGAAUAAUCAAUUUUUUUUUCAUAUGCAUCGGUUGGAUGACAAAAAUACCUUGAAAGACAUAAUGUGGGUAGAUGCUCGGAGUAGAGCAGCAUAUGAGGAGUUUGGUGAUGUGGUGUGCUUUGACUCGACGUAUUUGACGAAUGAGUAUGGGCUUCCGUUUGCUAACUUUGUGGGUGUAAAUCAUCACGGGCAAAGCAUUUUGCUUGGAUGUGCUUUAUUGUCUCAUGAGAAUACGGAGACAUUUGAGUGGCUUUUUUCGACUUGGUUGUGUUGUAUGGGUGGGAAGACACCGAAAGGGAUCCUAACGGACCAGGAUGCUGCUAUGCGGAAAGCGUUAAGGACGUCGAUGGGAGAGGCUCAUCACCGAUGGUGCCUUUGGCACAUAACUGAAAAAUUCUGUUCUAAGUUGGGAAAGUACAAGGGUUAUGAGGACUUCAAGGAUGAGCUAUUGAAUGCCAUUUACGAUAGUUUGGAUGCAGGGGAAUUUGAGGAUAGUUGGAGUACGGUAAUUGUGAAAUACAAGUUGACAGAGAAUGAAUGUCUAGCAGGACUAUUCCGUGAAAAGGAAAUGUGGGUCCCCGCGUAUUUGCGGCAUAUGUUUUGGGCAGGAAUGAAGACGAUGCAAUGA
This is a messenger RNA of Beta vulgaris subsp. vulgaris (sugar beet), 1470 nucleotides long. Its product is annotated as protein FAR1-RELATED SEQUENCE 8-like. Lineage: Eukaryota; Viridiplantae; Streptophyta; Magnoliopsida; Caryophyllales; Amaranthaceae. The transcript has 3 exons. The record is from RefSeq and is a predicted model, not a curated record. Gene Ontology annotation, biological process: regulation of DNA-templated transcription. Bases 1 to 1470 code for a protein of 489 amino acids.